CUGUUGCUGUCAGCGGGGAGUUACGGCGUGUAAAUAAGAUCGCAGAUUUCUUAUUUGCAGUCGAAAUAAAGCAGAUUUUUUUUCUUUUUUUGUUGUUGACGGAUUUCGUCGGUUUCAGUCGAUGCGGGGUCAGCUUUACGGACCGCGUGUGUGAGAUGAGUUUCGCAGUGCUUUGGGAUGCGCAGUGCGCUUUGCUGACUGGGACUGCUGCAGUGUAAACAAGACUGUCCGAGGCUGCAGCGCUGCUAUCUGCACAAUAAAACAUACUCACACAAUUCCGCUCAUAGCUGACUUCUAGGCUCAGAAAAGAAGAGCUGUAUUUUCACCGCGAAAAAUCAGGGAUCCUUUUUUCUUUUUUUUUUUUUCAAAAUGCGCAAGGAUUUUGGUUAAUUUUCUCCAGGGGAAGAAAAAAGAAAACUGGAGCUCUUUAAGGAUUUUCUCUCUUUUUAAAUGUAAUCAAACUAGACAUCGGUCACUCGGCACAUCUGCUACUUCUGGGGACACAUAAAAGGUUUAUCUCGUCGCCUGAUUAAACAGAUGGACUUUGGCUGCCGAGGACCCAACAACUCCUCCAGCCAAGAUGACUGACAACCAGGAAACCCAAGAUGCUGCUGCCGAGGACACGUCUCCGUCCGGGAGCGCGACCUUGCCGCUUCGUCAGCCGUGCGAGCGCCUCUCCUGCCACAAGAGCAGCGUGUGCUCCCGCUCCUACUUUGUGGUAGUGAUGGUGUUUUUUCAUGUUUACAUCAUUAACGUGAUCGCGCUGCUUUUCUACGUGCACUACAACAGUGGGCAGGAAGACGCGAGCCGAAGUCGUGAUGCUCCCAGCAGCAGCCACCAGCGCCCCGAGUCGCGACGUCCGCCAUCGAAAGACGAGUUUCAGCGCGAUAUUUCCCUGCCACGGAUAGAGGGAAUAAGGGUGGGACAUGUCCAGAAGGUGUCACUGGUGUCAGGGAGACUUCACGAGAUGAGGACUUUGAGCCUGAAACCGCUUCUUUUUGAGAUCCCGGGGUUUCUGUCUGAGGAUGAGUGCCGUGUGGUGAUGCAGCUUGCCCAGCUGAAGGGUCUAAUGGAGAGCCAGUUAAUGGUACAAGAUGGUCAGGAGGAGCUGGCCAGGGAGCUCAAUCUCAGCCCAGAGGAGAUCUUUAACCUUCUAGAUAUCAACCAGGAUGGACAAUUGCAGCUCCAUGAGAUACUGACUCAUUCUCGAGUGAGAGAUGGCAUCUGGCUCACACCAGAGAAUCUGCAAGAAAUUUAUGCUGGGCUCAAAGCUGACAAGGAUGGCAAUGGUUUGCUGAGUCUAGAAGAGUUUAGGCUUCUGAGCAACGAUGCUUUCCAGCGCUUCCUGUUGCAGCGCGGGGUGAAAAGGAGUCAGCUGGUGAGGAACAGCAGACACACGUGGUUGUACCAGGGCAAAGGAGCACACCAGGUCCUCCAAGACAUCAAAGAGAGGGUGAUUCGCCUCACUCGACUCCCACCCACAUUAGUGGAUCUUAGUGAACCUCUUCAGGUGGUUCGCUAUGAGGAGGGGGGACAUUACCAUGCCCACCACGACAGUGGCCCGGUCUACCCUGAAACAGCCUGUACACACACACGCCUUGCUGCAAAUGCUUCUACUCCUUUUGAAACGUCUUGCAGGUACAUCACAGUUCUCUUCUACCUGAAUUCUGUUGAUGGGGGCGGGGAGACCGCAUUCCCAGUGGCAGACAACAGGACCUAUGAUGAAGUGUCUCUCAUACAGAAUGACGUGGAUCUUUUGGACACCAGAAGGAAUUGUGACAAAAGUAACCUGAGGGUGAAGCCGACCAAAGGGACCGCUGUUUUCUGGUAUAACUACCUGUCUGAUGGAAGAGGUUGGGUGGGGGAACAGGACGAAUACGCUCUGCAUGGAGGUUGUAUGGUCACCCAUGGCACUAAGUGGGUUGCCAAUAAAUGGAUCAACAUUGAUCCAGAUUACCAGAGGCAGGCUCGCUACCAGCAGUUGGUGUCACAACAGCCAGAAGAGGAAGAAGAUGAUGAUGAAGAUCUGACUAUGAACACAGGAAUACAGAGUCCCAGCAUCCAUCAAGACUUGUAGCUCAUCUGCCAAAUAAUACAAAUAAAAAAUCCCAG
Molecule: messenger RNA, 2112 nt
Organism: Oreochromis aureus
Lineage: Eukaryota; Metazoa; Chordata; Actinopteri; Cichliformes; Cichlidae
Gene: p4htmb
Product: prolyl 4-hydroxylase, transmembrane (endoplasmic reticulum)
Exons: 9
Coding region: 581-2077 (498 amino acids)
Biological process (GO): peptidyl-proline hydroxylation to 4-hydroxy-L-proline
Cellular component (GO): endoplasmic reticulum
Molecular function (GO): L-ascorbic acid binding; iron ion binding; calcium ion binding
Source: RefSeq, a predicted model, not a curated record